Molecule: messenger RNA, 1464 nt
Organism: Dentiscutata erythropus
Lineage: Eukaryota; Fungi; Glomeromycota; Glomeromycetes; Diversisporales; Gigasporaceae
Source: the annotation of a GenBank genome assembly
AUGGGGCAUACGCAAUCUUCUGAAGGCGUAGACCCAUCUCUGGAUAAAUCAUCUGAACUUAAUAAAUCCAAACGACAAACUUUUAGUUCAGUACAAUCUUCUACUGAUGAUGAAUUAUCUCAUUAUUCUUUAAAUUCAAAGGGAAAGUCUACCAAUUUCACUCCUGACACUCUUAACACUCCUGACCAACCUUUUUUUUGUCGGACUCCAUCCUCGGUUACUUCAUUGAAUGAUGACUGUGAUUCUUCGGAAUCAAGUUAUCGUAUUCACUCAAGAUCUCAAUCAACUGAUAUUUAUUAUGAUAAUAUUAAUAAUAAAAGAUUUCAUCGGUCAUAUUCAUUACCAAGUAAUUCAAGAAGACCUCAACGUCAUUCUUCUUAUCUCUCUCAUUGCUCUUUGUAUUCAGAAAGUCGUGAUGAACCACUAAGAUGGAAAAAAGCUCAUAAACGACAAUCCAUUUUAACAUUACAACAACAAAUCCCUUCUUAUCUAUCCACUGAACCAAAUAGUAUACCUUAUUCUUAUAAAGAAGCUAUGGAUAUAAUAUGUGGUGAAAAAAAUUAUCUAUCAAAUUAUCAAGAAUCUGACGAUGACUUUUGCGACUCUACUCCAAGUACUUCAGUUACCGCUUUAAGCAGUGUCAAUGAUGAUAUUACUGAAGAACUUUUAUUAUUAGAUCCAAAAUCUCUUUUUGGUUCUGAACCUUUUUAUUCUUUACCAGAAACUCACGUGUUAUACCUAAUUAAACGUGAUGAUGUUGGUGGACAUACUGAAGUUGAAAUUUGGAGAUGUCUUGUUGAAUGGGGUAAAAGAAAUACUCCAAAAUUUAUUUUUAAUAAUGAUAUUAAUAAAUGGUCUAAAAAAGAUUUUGAAUCACUUGCAAGAACAUUACGUAAUUGUAUUUAUUGGAUAAGAUUUUUACAAAUGACUCCAAUUGAAUUUCAAACUUUUGUCAUGCCAUAUCAAUAUAUCAUUCCUAAAUUUAUUAUUGGAAACUUUUUACGUCAAAAAAUAACUGAUCAUCCCCAAACUUCAAUGGCAUUGGCUCCUGCAAGGAUUCCAAUGACUCCAAUUGAUUCAACUAUUAUUACGGGUCGACACGCUACAAUUUUGAAUUCAAGGCGUGCAUCUACCCUUUCAUUAUCAAGAAGAAAUUCAAUGAAUAAAAAAAGGGAAGAAUCUGCCCAAGGAAAUUGUUUCAUAUUUUCUUUUGAAGAUACUUAUUAUCCAGAACAAACCGCAAUUAUAAGUAGAGUAAUUCCUGAAUUUAAAAAAGAUGCUAUAAAAGUAAAAAAUAAAUGGGGUGGUCCAUGUUUUGGACGGGGUGACCUUUGGGUUUGUCCUGAUAAGAAAAAUAAAUCUUUAUACAUUCGUCCGACAUCCUAUGAAAUUCCAAUAAUAGAUUCUGAGGAUGUGAAUUUUAAAUGGGUCGAUUUUGAAGUAUUCCAAGUCUUGGAUCAAUGA